AUGUCUGCUCCCACAGGCAUCGCCGUCUCCGAGGAGCUCUCCUCCGUCUUCGCAAGCGCGAUCGAGUCUCAGAACGUCCGAUUCCUCAAGAUCUCCAUACGCAAUGAAUCUCUCGUCCCGGACGAGUCAAUCCCGCCCUCGGGGACUCUCGAGCAAGAUCUGGAUAGGUUGAACAGUAUCGUGGACGACGAUAUCCCGGCGUAUGUACUUGUGAGGCUCGAUGACCCUCCCUCGGAAUGGCUCGCGAUCUACUACGUUCCUGAGACCGCGAAAGUGAGAGACAAGAUGCUCUACGCUGCUACCAGGACAGCCUUGACGAAGUCCCUUGGUGCAGCUCAUUUCCCGGAUAGUAUAUUCGCGACAAGUAAGGACGAUCUGUCCGCGAACGCUUACGCGAAACAUAAACAGCACCUUGCGGCCCCGAAGCCUAUGAGUGCGAGGGAGAAAGAGAUUGAGGCUGUCAAAGCCGCUGAACGGCAGGCCGGUGGUUACACCUAUGAGGGGAGCAACGCCAGAAGGAGCCAUGUCGCCUCGGGCGUUGGUUUCCAGUGGUCGCACGAGGCAGACAGCGCCAUCAAGGAAUUAGCAUCCGGCUUAGGCAUCUCACUGGUAGUGUUGCGCAUCGAUGCAUCGUCGGAGACCAUCACAUUAUCGUCUACCAAAGACUGCCCCGUGGAGCAAUUAGGUUCUUCCUUGCCUACUUCAGAACCUUCGUAUGCGUUCUUCGCUUUGCCACAAUCGCUUACCUCGUCACAACGAGAACUUGUUUUCAUAUACUCGUGUCCCUCCUCGUCCCCUGUCAAGAACCGUAUGCUCUACUCGUCCGGGUUCAUCUCAACCUGCUUGGACGCCAAGAAGAUACUCGAGCUGGCGGGCAGUGUGGCCACCAUUACAGCGCGCAAGAUCGAAACCUCAGAUCCUAGCGAACUGGACGAAAAGUAUCUUGCUGUAGAGCUGGGCCGCGACGGUGUAGCGGCCGCUUCAGCCGCUGCUCCUGUCGUGCAAGACGAGAAGAAAGCAUUUGCGCGCCCCAAGGGACCUGGCAGGAAGCGGUAG
This is a messenger RNA of Fomitopsis serialis, 1056 nucleotides long. RefSeq names its product actin depolymerizing protein. Gene Ontology annotation, molecular function: actin filament binding; actin monomer binding. Gene Ontology annotation, cellular component: cytoplasm; actin filament. Gene Ontology annotation, biological process: barbed-end actin filament capping; actin filament depolymerization. The record is from RefSeq and is a predicted model, not a curated record. The coding region runs from base 1 to 1056 and encodes 351 amino acids. NCBI's taxonomy places the organism in Eukaryota, Fungi, Basidiomycota, Agaricomycetes, Polyporales, Fomitopsidaceae. The transcript has 6 exons.